CUAUAUAAGGCUUCAAAAUCAAGAUAUUAUGUUAUAUACAACACAAACACAAUUCUAAGAUGGCUAUUACACAAAACAAACGUUUCUUACUAGUGACUAUUAUUCUCCUAUGCUUCAUCUCUAUCCAAGCUAGAGCAAGAAUACUGAAAGAAAAAAGCAAUGAUGUAGAGAGUAUUUCUCAUGAUAAAGAAGCAGAAGAUCAUGUGUUUAAGGCAAAAGAAGAAGAUCAUAAUAAUGGAGGUGAAGUAUUUGCAAUGGAUUAUACUCCAGCUAGAAGAAAGCCACCGAUUCAUAAUUGAAUUAUUGAUUAUUUGCAAUUUUGUGCAAGAAAUUAUUUAAGCUAGGAAAAUUUUGUUUGAUAUUUAAAUAUAUAUUGGUCUUGUGUAUAAAUAUAUAAAACGGUGUAAUUAUACAUGAUACACGGUAAUAAAAUACUUCGAUCUUCUCUUGUGGAGUGGAACUGAUUCUUCCAUUCCAUUGUAAUAAAAUCAUUUAUUUUCAUUUCA
Molecule: messenger RNA, 506 nt
Organism: Lathyrus oleraceus (garden pea)
Lineage: Eukaryota; Viridiplantae; Streptophyta; Magnoliopsida; Fabales; Fabaceae
Exons: 2
Coding region: 60-299 (79 amino acids)
Source: RefSeq, a predicted model, not a curated record